UGGUUAAUUUACUAUCUUGAUAAAAAUAUUUUAUAUGAUUUUAUGCUUUGUACCACUCUGUAUUUUUUUCUGAGAUACACUAUAUUGCCAAUAGUAUUGGGUCACACCUCCAAAUCAUUGGAUUCAGGUGUUCCAAUCACCUCCAUGGCCACAGGCAUGCAGACUGCUUCUACAAACAUUUGUGAAAGAAUGGGUCAAUCUCAGGAGCUCAGUGAAUUCAAGCGUGGUACUGUGAUAGGUUGCCAACUGUGCAAUAAGUCCAUCCAUGAAAUUUCCUUGCUACUAAAUAUUCCAUGGUCAAAUGUUAGUGGUAUUAUAACAAAGUGGAAGCAACUGGGUACAACAGCAACUCAGCCACGAAGUGGUAGGCCACAUAAAAUGACAGAGCGGGGUCAGCACAUGCUGAAGCGCACAGUGCACAAAAGUCACCAACUGUCUGCAGAGCCAAUAGCUAAAGAUCUCCAAACUUCAUGUGGCCUUAGAGAGCUUUAUGGAAUGGGUUUCCAUGGCCAAGAAGCUGCAUCCAAGCCUUACAUCACCAAGUGCAAUGCAAAGCAUCGGAUGCAGUAGUGUAAAGCACACCACCACUGGACUCUAGAGCAGUGGAGGCAUGCUUUCUGGAGUAAUGAAUUACAUCCAAUGGAUGUGUCUGAGUUUGGCUGUUGCCAGGAGAAUGGUACUUGCCUGACUGCAUUGCGCCAAGUGUAAAGUUUGGUGCAGGGGGGAUUAUGGUGUGGGUUAGUUUUUCAGGGGUUGGGCUUGGCCUGUUAGGUCCAGUGAAGGGAACUCUUAA
Molecule: messenger RNA, 793 nt
Organism: Staurois parvus
Lineage: Eukaryota; Metazoa; Chordata; Amphibia; Anura; Ranidae
Source: the annotation of a GenBank genome assembly